GUAGAACAAGACUUCGGAUAACGUUCCAUCGGCGGUCAGCAGCUCGUUUUUCGUUUCGAGCUCGGCUCUAGAAUUUCGCCAUGUCUGAGCGAAAAGUUCUCAACAAGUACUUUCCGCCGGAUUUCGAUCCGGCGAAAAUACCUCGGCUCAAACUUGCAAAGGAUCGCCAGUAUGUUGUUCGAUUGAUGGCACCGUGCAACAUGAAAUGCACGACGUGCUCGGAAUACAUUUAUAAGGGGAAGAAAUUCAACGCGCGGAAGGAAACCGUACAGGACCAGGAUUACUUCGGUAUCCGUAUAUUCCGAUUUUACAUCAGAUGCCCGCGAUGUUUGGCGGAGAUCACUUUCAAGACGAACCCGAAAGAAGCCGACUACGAUCUGGAGCAUGGCGCCACCAGAAACUUUCAGGCUCUACAAACAGCUGAGAAACUGGCCGAAGCUCAGCGAGUCGCAGAAGAGGAAGACGACAAGGCCAACCCGAUGAAGAUGCUCGAAAAGCGAACGGCGCAGUCCCUCCUGGAAAUGGAGAAAAUCGAGGCUCUGGAAGAACUCAAAGAGCUGAACGAGCGUCAGGCCGAGGUCGAUUUCGAUGGCAUGUUGCACAAAAACCUACAGCAGCAAAAGGAGACGGCGGAGCAACGUCAAGCGAGGGAAGAGUCGGAGAUAGAAGCGGAAGUGCAAGCCUUGCUGCGACAGGGAGGAGUUGAAAAAAAGGAUGGAAUACGGAUCAAACGGGUGAAGGAUAUCGAUUCAGAUGAGGAGGAACAACGAUUGAAGAAAUUGCCUAAAAGCGAUCCCCUCAAUAGCGCAAGAAUACAACAAACGGGCUCUUUAGCCAACAAAUUGAAGCAAUCCAUCCGACUAAAAAAGGUCGAUGAUAUGCCUCAAAGCAGCUGUUCGAGUACGAGUUCGGGCACUACUGCCAAGUCAAAGACUGGUCUGGGGCUCGUCAUGGCCUACAGCGAUUCCGACAAUAGCGAGUGAGGUCCCGAAGUCUAAUGAAUAAAAGAAUGUAUAUAUCUUGCGAUGUAAUAUUGUGAUAUACCGAACGAUUGAGUCUAUAAAUGAUGCUCCUU
Molecule: messenger RNA, 1075 nt
Organism: Galendromus occidentalis (western predatory mite)
Lineage: Eukaryota; Metazoa; Arthropoda; Arachnida; Mesostigmata; Phytoseiidae
Product: splicing factor YJU2
Exons: 3
Coding region: 81-983 (300 amino acids)
Biological process (GO): mRNA splicing, via spliceosome
Cellular component (GO): U2-type catalytic step 1 spliceosome
Source: RefSeq, a predicted model, not a curated record